AUGGUUGUGGUAUCGAGUUUAUUAUCUGUUCUAUUAUAUCUGUGCCUAGACAACACCUGAAUGACGACACCAUGAACUAUGACUAUGACAGGUUGAAUGAAGAGUAGAAUGUAAACAAGCGUGCGGCUCGUAAUCAGUGGUCCGAGUAAUUACUACAAAUUGACGACGAAAGUUGGGAUAAAUCCACAAAUAAAUCUACCUGUUUGAUUGUUUUCUUUUACUACUUUGACGAAGCAAACGAGUCCGAAGAAGAAGAAUAGGAAGAAGGAUUGUAUGUGAGUGCAAUACUGAAGACUCCGCGACAAGGCAGCGGCGAAUUCCGCGACUGAUUAGCGGCGCAUUCCGUGACACGACAGCGGCGAAUUUCGCGACAAGUAAGCGACGAAAUCCUCGACACGGUAGAGGCGAUAUCCGCGCAUGAAAGCGGCGUAAACCUCGGCAAGACAGAGGUGAAAGUGUUUCCUAAGAAUGGAUAGCAGCAAACUGAUUGCUAACUUGCCUCCGUUUACCGUCGGAGAUGUUCCCCUAACGGAGAGAAGGAAUAAAUGGUACACAUGGAAGCGCGGCUUCGAAAUUUGUGUCCGUGCUUCAAAGGUCACGAAAGGUACGGAAAAGAAGGACCUGCUGUUAGCUCAAGGUGGGUUUGAGCUACAGGAAAUAUUUUUCAAUAUUCCUGGUGCGGAUGUCGAGGAAGACGUUGAGGCGGGUGUUGAUCCGUACGAAGUGGCGAUUGAGAAAUUGGAUGAUUAUUUUGCCCCACAACGACACGACGCACACGAGCGAUACAUUUUCUGGGGGAUGAAACCUGAGCCUGGCGAGACCCUCGGAAAAUUUUUGAUGCGAGCACAAGUGCAUGCAGCCAAGUGCAACUUUGGGAAAACAGCUGCUGAAAGUUCAUCGAUUGCUGUUGUCGAUAAAAUUCUUCAGUUCGUACCAGCUGGACUGCGCGAAAGAAUGCUGCAAGAUUCGGGAUUGAAUUUGGAAGAGCUUCAAAAGCAGAUUAAUGCGUAUGAGAUUUCACGAUCUGCGAGUGAACAAAUUGGUGGGCAAGUGAUCUUGCAAUCGAAGAGUUCUAAUGCUGAAAGCCUUAAUCGUGUGAAAGCUUCCUGUCGAUAUUGUGGACGUUCACAUUCGUUCGAGGAUCCAUGUCCAGCGAGGAAUAAGUCAUGUGCAAGUUGUGGAAAGCGCGGACAUUUUCGUGCUGUCUGCCGAAAUCGUAAUGAUAAUCCAGUGCCAUCCACCUCUCGAGCUCCAAUGAAGAGACCUUUCGGAGAAGCUUACAGAAGUCAUGCGGAACAUCCUCAGGGACAACAACGGAAGUUCGUCAAACGGGUGAAUGCUAUUGACGACGCGACUUCAACCGAUAAAGGAAAACCCGACGAACUGGUUGAGAUGGUAUCUUCUGCGAACGAUUUGGAUGACAUGGUGUGGGUAAAAGUAGGAGGAAUUUUGAUCGAAAUGCAGAUUGAUUCAGGAGUUCAAUCGAAUAUAAUUGACGAUUCAACCUGGGAAACUAUGUGCAGAGACGGAGUACAAGUUCUCUCCGACUUGAUGCCCUCUGAUAGAAAGUUCAGAGCGUAUGCUCAAAAUGACAACUUGAGAGUCACUGUCAUGUUUGAUGCGGAAAUUGAAAUAGCUGACGGAAACAACAGUCGAGGCGAAGUGGCCCGGUUUUACGUCAUCCAAGGGGGACCUCAGCCGCUGUUGGGCAGGCAUACAGCCAAGCAGCUGGGAGUGUUAAUCGUAGGACUACCAAGUCAGCACGAGUUGGUUCAGCAUGUUGAAGUGUCAAAACCAUUUCCGAGUUUCCGUGGAGUGGAAAUACUUUUACCAGUCGACCGUUCAGUUGAACCAGUUUCGCAGAGAUUGAGAAGGUUGCCGUUUGCUACGUUGGAGCGCGUGGAGAAGAAGCUUGAGGAGCUGCUCGCCAAUGAUAUCAUCGAACCAGUAUUCGAACCGAGUCGCUGGGUAUCACCGAUGGUUGUAGUGGUGAAGGAUAGCGGUGACAUCCGUUUAUGCAUUGAUAUGCGGCAGGUGAACAAGGCUAUUUUGCGUGAGACACAUCCUCUUCCUACAAUCGACGACAUUAGAUGGAAGUUAAACGGAGCAACUUGUUUUUCGAGAUUGGACAUCAAAGAUGCUUUCCAUCAGCUGAAACUGGCAGAUGAAAGCAAACCGAUGACCACCUUUAUAACACAUAAAGGUUUAUUCCGUUACAAGCGCUUGAUGUUUGGAAUCUCAUGUGCCCCAGAAGUAUUCCAAAAAACUCUCGAGCAGAUUCUAUCAAGUUGCGACCAUUGCAUCAAUUUCAUUGACGACAUCAUCGUCGCAGGACGUACUGAACAAGAGCACGAUGAGGCACUUAAGAAAGUUUUACAUAAACUUCGUGAAUAUGACAUUCUGUUAAAUCAAUCCAAAUGUCAAUUUAAGUUGUCUGAGAUUGAGUUUGUUGGUCAUCGAUUCGGUGCUUUUGGAAUGGCUCCAUCACAAAGUAAAAUUGAAGCCAUCAAGUCAUUCAGAGCUCCAAAAACUUCUGAAGAGGUACGGAGUUUCCUCGGUCUCGUGAAUUAUGUUGGAGCAUUUAUUCCAGAUUUGGCCACGGUAUCGUUUCCACUCCGGGAGCUCACUAAAGCACAAUCUAUUUUCAAGUGGGAGUAUGAGGAGCAAGAAGCUUUCGACCAUCUUGUUUCAUUGAUUAGUGACGAGAAGAAUUUGGCCCAUUUCGACCGGAAAUCCAAUAUAGCAGAUCCGCUCUCUCGUCUACCAAGUGCAGGAGAGCUGAAGGAGUUUGAUGAAGAUUGUGAGGUCUACAUUCGCAAUGUGAUUGAACUGACUGCCAUUGACGUGAACGAGCUAGAAAAAGCUUCCGAAGAAGAUAUUGAGCUACAAUCCAUUCGUGAAUGUUUGGAUCACGGGGUGUGGAAUUAUACAUCAGAGGUGAUAAAACCGUAUCAUGCAUUCCGAAACGAGCUUGGCAAAGUGGGAAGUUUAAUAGUUCGAGGGUCCAGAUUGGUUAUACCAGGCAGUCUGCGGCAGCGUAUGUUACAACUAGCACACGAGGGUCACCCAGGUCGCACGAAAAUGCAACAACGGUUGAGGUAUUCCUGCUGGUGGCCUGGAAUGGAUGAUAUGAUCGCCCGUAUGGUAGCCACUUGUGAAGGAUGUAGGCUUGUCAGCCAACCGGAACGGCCCGAACCUAUGCAAAGAAGGAAGCUACCCGAAGCACCAUGGAUGGAUAUCGCGAUAGAUUUUCUCGGACCGUUGCCUUCCGGUGACUAUCUGUUAGUCGUAAUUGACUAUUUCAGUAGAUAUAAAGAGGUAGAGAUAAUGCGGAAGAUCACGGCUUCAGAAACUGCGGAACGGUUAGAGCAAAUUUUCAUCAGACUUGGAUAUCCGCAAACCAUAACAUUAGACAACGGUCGCCAGUUCGUGAGUACAGAGUUUGAGCAGUAUUGUGCCCGUCGUGGGAUCGUUUUGAACAAAACGACUCCGUAUUGGCCACAAGAAAAUGGUUUGGUGGAACGUCAAAAUCGAUCAUUGGUUAAGAGACUCAAAAUUAGUCAGGCUUUGAAGCAGGAUUGGAAACGAGAUCUGUUAGUAUAUCUGCAAAUGUACUAUUCAACUCCUCAUAGCACAACUGCUGUAAUGUCCCCUUCGGACUUCCGAGACCGCGAUCAACAGCUUAAAGAUAAAGGGAAAGAGGAGGAAGAUCAACGUCGUAAAGCGAAAGCCUCAAGUAUCGACAUUGGAGAUCGGGUGCUUAUGAAAAACGUUCUUGGUGGAAACAAACUAACAACGACGUAUGGGCCAGCGGUUAUGACUGUCGUUUCAAAGCAAGGUCCACGUGUCACCGUUCAAAAUAAUGAAACAGGCAAGGAGUAUGAUCGCAAUUCAAGUCACCUCAAAAGGAUUCCAGUGGAGCCCUCAGCAGUGAUUGAGCCCGCGGUGCAAGAAUAUGCCUCGCCUUGCGUUUCUUCUGCAGAAGAUCGAGUUGAAGAGUCUCGGAAUCUUUUGGACAUUUCUCGGAAUAUCACCAAUGACGAGGAUACAGCUGAACAUCAAUCUAGUGUUGUCCCGGAUGCCACCCAAGCAGCGCCAGGUAGACUUAGGCGCAACAUAAAGAAACCUGAACGUUACAAGGACUGUGUAAUGAAAUUUUAA
This is a messenger RNA of Aedes albopictus (Asian tiger mosquito), 4161 nucleotides long. RefSeq lists its product as uncharacterized. NCBI's taxonomy places the organism in Eukaryota, Metazoa, Arthropoda, Insecta, Diptera, Culicidae. Gene Ontology annotation, molecular function: nucleic acid binding. Gene Ontology annotation, biological process: DNA integration. The transcript is spliced from 6 exons. The record is from RefSeq and is a predicted model, not a curated record. Bases 469 to 4161 code for a protein of 1230 amino acids.